Calypte anna (Anna's hummingbird) is the source of this 726-nucleotide messenger RNA. RefSeq names its product REC114 meiotic recombination protein (gene REC114). NCBI's taxonomy places the organism in Eukaryota, Metazoa, Chordata, Aves, Apodiformes, Trochilidae. Bases 1 to 726 code for a protein of 241 amino acids. The transcript has 6 exons. The record is from RefSeq and is a predicted model, not a curated record.
AUGGCGGCGGCAGCGGGCGGAGCUCGGAGCGGCCCCGGCGGUGCCUCCCUCCUGGGCAGUGCCACAACGUGGCCCCUGAAGCGUUAUGGUCGCUUCCUACCUCCGAGGGAGAGCGAGGAGGAAGGGCAAAACACCUCCUCCUGGAAGGUUUUUGAAUCAAAUGAGGAAUCGGGCCAUCUGACCCUCACUAUUGUGGUAUCUGGCCAUUUCUUUAUUUCCCAAGGACGAACAGUACUGGAAGGCUUUUCAUUAAUUGAUUCCCACAAGUGGUUAAAGAUAGUAAGAAGAUCAGAGAGCCUGCUGCUUUGUGCACAGUCAAAGAACGAAUGCCGCAUGUUCCGUGUUCAGUUUGGUGGAGACUCAGAAGAGCAGAUGCAGCAGCACUGCUGCAGCUGUGUGCAGAAACUUGCAGAGUAUGCACCUAUCCAGAUGCCUGAUGACCAAAGCCAGCAGCUCUGUCACAGCCUCAGCCAGGUGGCUAACAGUGACAAUCAGCCAGAUGAGACUCUACUGGAUUCCUGCAGAAGCCUUGGAGAAAGAAGAUCUGUAACACAGCUAGCACAGAGUGUCCUGAGCAGGAAGUUUGAGCCCCACCUCAUGUAUCAGCAGUCGGUGUGGAGGGCACAGGAACUGGGGCCCUUCAUCCACUUGUGCCUUAUGGAUCAGAAUUUCCCAGCUUUUGUGGAAGAGGUGGAGAAGGAACUGAAAAAACUCACAGAAGGCUGA